CGAGGGUCGCGCCGCGCUCGCGUAGCGCCGGCUUCGUUCGUGGGGACGGGACUGGAGCUGAACGAGCUGAGGCACACUUCUCGCUGAGGAAAGCGAACGUGCUGGCAUCGGGAGGCUUUCCAGGCAGGGAGCUGCUUCAGUCUGCUUCGUGUGUGGAAGAUGGGAUGCCUGAAGAGUUACUCCGCGCCGUGCUGUAUAAGGCUGGGAAACUUCGCUACAAAUCAGUGGUUCCUUCCUGCUGUAAGGGGAGAUAUUCCUCCAGGCUGUGCGGCGCAUGGAUUUGUUUGUGAUGGUACCAGAAUACUAGUCUUCGGAGGAAUGGUUGAAUAUGGAAGAUACAGUAACGAUUUAUAUGAAUUACAGGCAAGUCGAUGGCUCUGGAAGAAAGUAAAACCUCAAGCUCCUUCCACUGGAUCUCCGCCUUGUCCUCGACUUGGCCACAGCUUUUCUUUGUAUGGUAACAAGUGCUACUUAUUUGGUGGCCUCGCGAAUGAAAGUGAGGAUUCAAACAAUAACGUUCCCAGAUAUUUAAAUGAUUUCUAUGAGCUGGAGCUGCAGCACGGAUCUGGGGUUGUUGGCUGGAGUAUUCCUGUGACAAAAGGGAUCUUGCCAUCUCCCCGAGAAUCGCACACGGCCAUUGUGUACUGCAGAAAAGAUGUGGGAGUUCCAAAGAUGUAUAUUUUCGGAGGGAUGUGUGGCUGUCGGCUUAACGAUCUCUGGGAACUUGACAUAGAAACCAUGACCUGGUCAAGACCAGAAACUAAAGGGACAGUACCACUUCCUCGCAGUCUGCAUACGGCCAAUGUAAUAGGAAACAAAAUGUAUGUUUUUGGUGGAUGGGUUCCACAGUCAGCAGGAGGUGAAAUUUCUACUCAUGAUGGUGAAUGGAAAUGUACCGGUUCAUUUGCUUAUCUUAAUUUGGAUACCACGGAAUGGAUAGGCCUGAUCUCAGAUUGCCAGGAAGACAAAAGUAACUUGUUACCAGGGCCAAGAGCAGGACACUGUGCUGUAGCAGUUGGCACUCGUCUGUAUAUCUGGAGUGGUAGAGAUGGUUACAGAAAAGCUUGGAACAAUCAAGUUUGCUGCAAAGAUCUUUGGUACCUUGAUACUGGUGAGUCACAGAUAAAUAAAGAAAUUGUUCUAUGCUCUGUAUUUUAUUAAUGUGUAGGAAGCUGU
Molecule: messenger RNA, 1176 nt
Organism: Meleagris gallopavo (turkey)
Lineage: Eukaryota; Metazoa; Chordata; Aves; Galliformes; Phasianidae
Source: RefSeq, a predicted model, not a curated record